UUCCAGGAAAUGACGUUGAAAAGUAGAGCGCCUCGAUACAGCGUGAAACCGGGAACAGCUGAUAACACACUGCAGUAUAAAGUAACCCCGGGAGCCGCGUCCACACCACAGUUCCUACAAUAUCUGAGAUACGUUAUUUUCUUAAACAAGUGCAAGAUGUUUCCGUAUUUGGCAUCAGCUUUUGUCUUGUGUUCAUUCAUAGUUGCGUCAAACGGCGAACCCUUUUGGAGCUUCGUCAACCUGACCUCGGGAGACCAGUACUGUCCUCAGGGCUACUCGCUCGUGGGGAGCCAGUGCCUCAUGUUCGUCACCUUCGCCGAAGAGAGCCACAGUGACGCCAGACAGGUGUGCCACGCUGCUUCGGGAGAACUGCUCGCUAUCACUUCGCCAACGCAGUUUAAGGAAGUUGUAGAUCAUCUUUAUGCUUACGGUUACACUGGACGGCAAUUCUGGCUGGACGGCUCGGAUGCGCAGGCGGAGGGCAACUGGGUGACGUCUUCCGGCCAAGCAGUGCCUCGAGGAACUCCCUUCUGGGCGGCCUUCCAAGAUUUCCAGCAGCCUGAUAACGAACACGGAGGAGAACAUUGUCUCGAGAUGGAGUCUUCCGAGUUCUUCUACUUGAACGAUGCCGUUUGCGAAGACAAGAGCAACUUCAUAUGCCAGUACAAGCCGCAGAGGCAAGAUGAGCGAGACCCAGCCCCGCCCACCCAAGCUCCAGAAGAGGCAGCUCGCGAGGUCCACAGCGGCCAGUGUCCGACCUUUUACGCUGAAGUCGGGGGCCUCUGUCUGAUGUUCGUCACGUGGGCCGAGCAGACCUGGCACGAGGCACGGCAGACCUGCGGAGACUCGAGCGACCUGCUGGCUGUCACUGAUGCCGAGGUCCUGAGGGCCGUGUACCUCUACUUGCACGAGGAAAAUAUAGCAGCCCACAGUUUCUGGCUGGGAGGUUCCGAUUCCACUGAAGGGCAUUGGGUCUACACCACAGGAGAGUCUGUCCCAAUGGGCACACCUUUCUGGGGUCUAUAUCGUGGAGACAGUUCUGUUCAGGAACCCCAAGGAGGAACCGGUGAGAACUGCCUGAUGCUCCAUGCUCCGGGUUCUCACUAUUUCCGGGACGUGGCCUGUUCUUCUAAACUGAACCCUCUGUGUGUUUAUCGUGGGUAAUCACAGCCUUACGUGUUAUAAGAGAGAGAGAGAGAGAGAGAGAGAGAGAGAGAGAGAGAGAGAGAGAGAGA
This is a messenger RNA of Penaeus vannamei (Pacific white shrimp), 1235 nucleotides long. NCBI's taxonomy places the organism in Eukaryota, Metazoa, Arthropoda, Malacostraca, Decapoda, Penaeidae. The record is from RefSeq and is a predicted model, not a curated record.